Messenger RNA from Fusarium oxysporum Fo47, 1246 nucleotides. Its product is annotated as carbon-nitrogen hydrolase. The coding region runs from base 110 to 1138 and encodes 342 amino acids. The record is from RefSeq and is a predicted model, not a curated record. Lineage: Eukaryota; Fungi; Ascomycota; Sordariomycetes; Hypocreales; Nectriaceae. Gene Ontology annotation, molecular function: catalytic activity. The transcript is spliced from 2 exons.
AGGAAGGUGACUGCAUCGCCGAUACUAUUUAUUCGUCGGCCCGUUCAGACUCAAAUCUCCCAAUACAAUCCAUACUUCUUUUCUUAUUCUCGGGACAGCACUUCCGAAAAUGUCCGCCCCCAUCCGAGUCGCCGUCACCCAGGCUGAGCCUGUCUACCUUGACCUAGCUGCAUCUGUGAAAAAAGCAUGUGGUCUUAUUGCCGAGGCGGCGCAGAACGGGGCGAAGCUUGUUGCUUUCUCUGAAUGCUGGUUACCCGGAUAUCCUGCGUGGAUCUGGGCUCGAUCUGUGGACUUUGAGCUGCAGACGAGAUACAUCUACAAUUCACUGCCGAUCGAGUCCGAGGCUAUGGAUAUGGUUAAAGCUGCUGCCAAGGAAAACUCCAUCGCUGUUGCUCUUGGUUUCUCCGAGAAGAGCCCCUCUCAUAGCGUGUACAUCUCACAGGCUAUUAUCUCACCUCAGGGCGAGGUCUUGUUGCACCGAAGGAAGAUCAAGCCCACUCACAUGGAGCGCACUGUCUUUGGUGACGGUACCGGUGCUGAUCUGAACAAUGUCGUGGAAGUGGACUUUGGAGCCGAACAUGGUAAGAUCAAGGUGGGCUGCUUCGCAUGCUGGGAGCAUACACAACCACUUCUCAAGUAUCACAGCAUCUCACAGGGUGAGGUGAUCCAUAUCUCCAUGUGGCCACCUAUUGAUCCCAGCAUGGGCGUUAACCAUCCUGGUCUGUGGAGCAUGACGGCCGAUGGGUCCCAGAACCUGUCUCAGACAUAUGCAAUUGAGAGCACCACUUAUGUGCUGCACUGCACGUCUGUAUGCACGCAGAAGGGCAUCGAAGUUUUGAAGACUCAAGAUGGGUUAGCUUGUCGUCAACCGGGUGGAGGUCAUAGUUGCGUUAUCGGGCCCGAUGGAAGACGCUUGACGGAACCGUUGGGUGAUGGAAAGGCUGAUACCGAGGGCAUUGUCUAUGCUGACUUGGAUUUGACAAAGGUUGUAGCGACUCGGGGAUUUUUGGACAUCGUGGGUCAUUACAGUCGCCCAGAUCUGCUGUGGCUUGGAGUGGAUCGCCAGCCGAAAGAGAAUGUCAUUGCCAAGCAGUACAAGCCUGCAGUGCAAGAGGAGACAGAAAACACUGUCUAUUGAUAGACAGAUCUAGUGUAGUCAGCGGUUAUAAAUCGGAGCUAGAAUCUCUACGUCAGCUGAAUAUUACCAAAUCGAAGCUAGAGCAGCGAACAUCUGCAUGAGCCUUAC